Messenger RNA from Carica papaya (papaya), 1819 nucleotides. It is a transcript of the gene CYP83B1, whose product is annotated as cytochrome P450, family 83, subfamily B, polypeptide 1. Gene Ontology annotation, molecular function: heme binding; monooxygenase activity; iron ion binding. The record is from RefSeq and is a predicted model, not a curated record. NCBI's taxonomy places the organism in Eukaryota, Viridiplantae, Streptophyta, Magnoliopsida, Brassicales, Caricaceae.
AUAUACUGAUACUACCUAUGCAUGUCACUGGCAUAUGAAGAAGCUAGACACUGUAAUCACCGAUUACUAAGAGUAUGGAUUGGGUGAUCUUGCUAGCAGCACUUCCUCUUUUACUGGUUCUUGUCUUCCAAAAAUACAAAAAUGCGCCUCGUCUACCUCCAGGCCCGAAGGGGCUUCCCUUUAUUGGCAACUUACACCAAAUGGAAAGCCACAACCCUCAACAUUUCAUGCACAGGCUCUCCAAGAUUUAUGGUCCGAUCAUGUCAUUCAAGAUUGGUUCAAAGCGAGUGGUGGUGGUGUCCUCGGCCGAACUGGCUAAGGAGGCGCUCAAAACCCAAGACCUAAACUUUUGUAACAGGCCCCUCCUCUGCGGCCAGCAGAAGAUGUCUUACAAGGGCUUGGAUCUGGGUUUUGGCCAAUACACUCCUUACUAUAGGGAGAUGAGGAAACUCUAUGUGAUCAACCUCUUCAGCCCUAAAACCGUUCAAAGCUUUAGUCCCGUAAGAGUUGAUGAAGUGUCCCGUAUGAUGGACAAGAUGACCAAAGCUGCUCUCAAGGCUGAGAUCAUCGACUUGAGCGAAAUGAUGUUGUCGUUUACUAACGCUGUGGUUUGCAGGACGGCUUUUGGUAAAAGAUACGCCGAGUAUGGAGAAGAAAUGAGAAGGUUUAUCGAGUUGUUGUACGAGACACAAGCCAUGUUGGGAGUUUUCUUUUUCACUGAUUACUUUCCUUAUUUGGGUUGGCUUGAUCAUUUUACCGGACUCCGCUCUCGCCUUAACAAAGCUGCCAAAGCACUUGAUAUCUUCUUGCAAGGAAUCAUCAACGAGCGACUCGACCCAAACAUGCCCAAACCCGAGAAGGAGUGCCUUAUUGACCUUUUACUCCAGUUUUGCAAGGAUCAACCAUUUUCAUCAGUCGAGUUCACUCAUCAAAACGUCAAGGCACUCAUCAUGGACGUAGUUAUUGCUGGAACGGACACCGCGGCAGCUGCAGUGGUCUGGGCGAUGACCUACCUAAUGAAGAAUCCGGAAGCCCUGAAGAAAGUUCAAGAAGAAGUGAGAUCGUUAGUUGGGGAUAGAGGGUAUGUGACUGAAGAUGACGUUCCAAAUCUAACAUACAUGAAAGCUGUAGUAAAAGAAGCGUUGAGAUUGGAACCGGUGAUCCCUUUGCUACUACAUCGGGAAGCACUAGAGGACUGCAAGAUCGGAGGCUAUGACAUACCGGCCAAAACGAUACUUCAAGUGAAUGCGUGGGCAAUCGCCAGGGACCGUGAAGCUUGGGGGCAGAACCCAGAAGAGUUUCGACCAGAGAGGUACAUAGACAAGCCCGUUGACUAUAAAGGUCAAGACUUCGAGCUAAUACCAUUUGGGUCCGGACGAAGAAUGUGUCCGGGCAUGCACUUGGGAGUUGCCAUGCUGGAGCUUCCUUUCGCAAAUUUGCUUUACAAGUUUGAUUGGGAAUUGCCUCCCGGGGUUAAAGCAGAGGAGAUUAAAAUGGAUGUUAUGACCGGCUUAGCCAUGCACAAGAAGGAUCAUCUCUUGCUUUUGCCUAAGAAGCACAUAUGAUAUAUGUAUGGUAGAACGUCGCGACCUGUACUUAAUUCAAGAAAAUAAGUGUUUCGUGUUAUAUAUUUACAUAUAUAACACUCAUCUUUUUAGUGGAGGAAACCCUACAGUUUCCUCUGAAAGUAAAAAAAGAAAAAGAAAAAAAGACCUACAUGUAUGGAUUCAUGGCUUUGAACCCAGUUUCUUGCUUGAUUUGAUCUGCUUUCAUAAUGUAGAAAUGUAUGUAAACUGAAAUGUUUUUCUUUAAGCACUAA